AUGGCUGCUGUUUGGAUAGGCCUAAGACCUGCUUCAACCUUUCAGGGCUCGUACAACCACAACCACCUCGAGGACCUCCUCGGCGACGGGAUCUUCGCCGUCGACGGCGACCAGUGGCGCCACCAGAGGAAGCUCGCGAGCUUCGAGUUCUCUACUAGGAAUCUGAGGGAUUACAGCAGCAACACCUUCAAACGCCAUGCCGCGAGGCUAGCGCAGCUCAUCUCUGAGGCGGCGAGUUCGAACCAGCCGGUGGACAUCCAAGUAAGUUUCGUAGUCACGCCGACGAAUCCGAGAUUUCUAUGAAGGAUGGUCAUUCACGGCGCUCCGCAGGACUUGUUCAUGAAAUCUACGAUGGACUCCAUAUUCAAAAUCGGGUUCGGCGUGGACCUCGACACCCUCCUCGGAACAAACGAGGAAGGGGCCCGAUUAUCCAAAGCUUUAGACGAUUCCAGCGAGCUGAUGAUCUGGCGAUACGCGGAUGUCUUGUGGAAGAUCAAGAGGGCUCUGAACGUCGGAACAGAGGCCACGCUGAGGAGAAACAUCAGAGUAAUCGACGACUUCGUUUACAAGAUCAUCGACCAAAAAAUUGAACAACUGUCCCGAGAGAGGGUCGACUCGGUGGGUCUCCCCAUCCUCCCGCUCCUUCCAUUUCGAUGUUUCACUCACCCUGUAACCAGUUAUCCUUCUGGAGCCAGAUGAGGAAGGACGACUUAUUGUCGAGAUUCCUGGAGGAGAGGGAGAAGGAGCCGGAAAAAAUAAGCAGAAAGUACCUGAGGGAUAUCAUUCUCAACUUUAUGAUCGCCGGAAAGGAGACCACGGCAAGUACUCUGUCCUGGUUCUUCUAUAUGAUGUGCAAGCACCCGAAUGUGCAGGAGAAGGUGGCGGAAGAGGUGAACGAGGCGACGAAGGGGAGCUCCCCCGGGUUGUCCAUGGGGGAGUUCGCAGAGAACCUUGCGUCCGUCGAUGAUCUUCCCUACCUCCACGCCGCACUGAACGAGACGAUGCGUCUCUUCCCCGGUGUUCCAGAGGUGCCGUCCAACGCCAACCCCGGUCAUUUCCUGUGGAAAUAACCAUCUGAUCAAAACUCUUCGGGUACGUACUAUUUACCGAUGUGUUUUAAUGCGGGAAGGACCCGAAGAUGUGCUUCUCGGACGACACGCUGCCGAAUGGAUUUGACGUUAAAGCCGGUGACGUCGUGGUCUAUCUGCCCUACACCAUGGGGAGGCUGGAGGACCUGUGGGGCGACGACGCGGAGUAUUUCCGACCGGAACGGUGGCUUGAUGAGGGGGGUAAUCUCCGCCACGAGAGCCCUUUCAUGUUCACCGCCUUUCAGGUGAGCCCCUCUUCCUGUCUUCCUUUCCGCUGAGAGUUAGACUUGAUCAGAUCUUUGAAAUCAACAGGCGGGUCCCCGAGUUUGUCUAGGGAGGGAGUUCGCUUAUCGCCAGAUGAAGAUCUUCGCGGCCGUCCUCCUCCACUUCUUCGCGUUCGAGGUGGCCGACGACGGGAAGGACGUUGGCUACCGAACCAUGCUCACGCUGCAGACGCUGGGGCUGCGCCUGCGACCUUUUCCAAGACAAUUCUAG
Molecule: messenger RNA, 1583 nt
Organism: Spirodela intermedia
Lineage: Eukaryota; Viridiplantae; Streptophyta; Magnoliopsida; Alismatales; Araceae
Source: the annotation of a GenBank genome assembly